Messenger RNA from Argiope bruennichi, 1979 nucleotides. RefSeq names its product signal recognition particle subunit SRP54 (gene Srp54k). The transcript is spliced from 15 exons. Gene Ontology annotation, molecular function: endoplasmic reticulum signal sequence receptor activity; GTPase activity; 7S RNA binding. The coding region runs from base 116 to 1627 and encodes 503 amino acids. NCBI's taxonomy places the organism in Eukaryota, Metazoa, Arthropoda, Arachnida, Araneae, Araneidae. Gene Ontology annotation, cellular component: cytosol; signal recognition particle, endoplasmic reticulum targeting. The record is from RefSeq and is a predicted model, not a curated record. Gene Ontology annotation, biological process: SRP-dependent cotranslational protein targeting to membrane, translocation; SRP-dependent cotranslational protein targeting to membrane.
UUGUUUUCUAUCCUACGUGUAGAGCGUGAGCUAUGUUGUGUUCAGCAAUUUAAGAAGCACUGAUUGUUUAUUUACAUCGUGUUAACUUGUAACAAAUUAUUACAAAACUAUCAAGAUGGUUCUUGCAGAUUUAGGGCGCAAAAUAACGAAUGCGUUGCGUUCACUUAAUAAUGCAACCAUUAUAAAUAAGGAGGUUUUAGAUUCUAUGCUAAAAGAAAUAUGCACAGCUCUGCUUGAAGCUGAUGUGAAUAUAAAGCUUGUAAAACAACUACGGGAAAAUGUCAGAUCUGUUAUUGAUUUCGAUGAAAUGGCUGCUGGUCUUAAUAAAAGGCGCAUGAUACAGUCUGCAGUCUUUAAAGAAUUAAUAAAACUUGUUGAUCCUGGCGUGAAAGCUUGGCAGCCAACAAAAGGAAAACCUAAUGUGAUAAUGUUUGUUGGACUACAAGGCAGUGGUAAAACUACCACUUGUACAAAACUUGCAUACUAUUACUUAAAAAAAGGAUGGAAAACAUGCUUAGUUUGUGCUGACACGUUUCGAGCUGGUGCCUUUGAUCAAUUGAAACAGAAUGCUACAAAAGCUAGAAUACCAUUUUAUGGAAGUUACACUGAAGUUGAUCCAGUAGUUAUUGCUCAAGAAGGUGUGGAUAAAUUUAAAAAUGAAAAUUUUGAGAUAAUUAUUGUAGAUACUAGUGGUAGGCAUAAACAAGAAGAUUCUCUAUUUGAAGAAAUGUUGCAAGUUUCUAAUGUUACAAAUCCAGAUAAUAUUAUCUUCGUAAUGGAUGCUUCAAUUGGCCAAGCUUGUGAGGCCCAAGCUAGAGCUUUUAAAGAAAAGGUUGAUGUUGGAGCUGUGAUAGUAACUAAAUUAGAUGGUCAUGCAAAAGGUGGUGGAGCUUUGAGUGCGGUAGCUGCUACUCAGAGUCCUAUAAUUUUUAUAGGGACAGGAGAACAUAUAGAUGAUUUUGAACCAUUUAAAGUAAAACCAUUUGUUAGUAAAUUACUGGGUAUGGGAGAUAUUGAAGGCCUUAUUGAUAAAGUAAAUGAAUUAAAAUUAGAUGACAAUGAAGAAUUAAUUGAGAAAUUGAAGCAUGGUGAAUUCACAUUAAGAGACAUGUAUGAACAGUUUCAAAAUAUAAUGAAAAUGGGCCCGUUUAGUCAAAUAAUGGGUAUGAUUCCAGGUUUCAGUAGCGAUUUCAUGACAAAAGGAAAUGAACAAGAAUCUAUGUCUAGGCUUAAAAAACUUAUGACAAUCAUGGAUAGUAUGAAUGAUAGAGAAUUAGACCAUCGAGAAGGAGCCAAACUUUUUUCUAGACAACCUGGUCGUAUUACUAGGGUUGCAAGAGGUGCUGGUGUCGCCACUAGAGAUGUUCAAGAAUUGUUGUCUCAAUAUACAAAGUUUGCAGCAAUGGUGAAGAAAAUGGGUGGCAUUAAAGGUUUAUUUAAAGGAGGUGAUAUUGCUAAAAAUGUCAAUUCUGUUCAAAUCAAUAAACUGAAUCAACAGAUGGCAAAAAUGAUGGAUCCUAGAGUUCUACAACAAAUGGGAGGUAUAAGUGGACUACAAAGUAUGAUGAGGCAAUUGCAAGGUGCAGCUUCAAAUAACCUUGGCCAUAACAUGAGAUCUGGCAAGUGACCAAGUUGAUUCCUUAGUGCUUUCUAUACCUUAAGUUAUAUUGUGAUCAGAGUUCUGGUCAAAACUAUAACUGUAAGGCACUCUGUGAUGGAUCAAAACAAAAGGUUUAAGAAAUAUUUAAAAGGUAGAUGCUCUUGAGCCAUUCCUACCUAUGUAUGAUACAUCUUUUGUAUACAAUUUUAUUGACUGUUAAAAACAUAAUUAGUGAAAAGAAAAUCAUUUUACAUGAUAUUAAUCCUGUAUUAUGAGAUUCUUUUUAAAUAUCAAAUGAAUUGUAAAUAUGCCAAAAUAUGUAUAUCUUAUUCCUUAUCAGAGAAUAUGACCCAUCAAUUAAAAUAUAUGUUUGGUUUUA